AUGGAUGAGCAACAAUUUGUCGGACUCCUCGAGAGUCUGAUGACUCCCGACACUGAGCGUGUCAAGAGCGCAACUGCCUCGUUGAACAAGAACUACUACGGCAACCCUGCCUCGCUCGUAGCGCUACUUCACAUUCUGGUCUCACACCAGAGCCCCAACCUCCGCCAAUUGGCCGCCAUCGAAUCCCGCAAGCUCGUUAAGAAGCACUGGCUCGACCUCCCCAACGAGCAAAAGCCUCAGAUCCGCGAACAACUCCUCCAGUCCACUCUUAGCGAGGAGCAGUCGCUCGCCCGUCACUCAAAGGCCCGCGUCAUUGCCUCGAUCGCCCAGAUCGAUCUCGCCGAUGGCCAAUGGUCUGACCUCCCCGACUUCCUCCAGAGAGCCUCGACCAGCCAGACUGCCAGCCACCGCGAAGUCGGUGUCUACAUCAUCUACACCCUGCUCGAGACCAUGCCCGACAUGUUCCAGGAGAACAUGGGCGCCAUGCUCCAGCUCUUCACAAAGACCAUCCAAGAUCCCGAGAACGCAGAAGUCAGAAUCAACACAAUGCUUGCUCUUUCCGAGAUUUGCAUGGUUCUGGACACCGAUGAGGACCCUCAGUCGCUCAAGGCUUUCCAAGACACCAUUCCCCACAUGGUUCGCGUCCUUCAGCAGGCUGUCAACGACGGUGAGGAGGACCGCGCCAUGCAGGCCUUCGAGGUCUUCAACAAGCUUCUCAGCUACGAGUCCGCUUUCUUGAACGCCCACUUUGGCGACCUUAUGCAGUUCAUGAUGCAGCUUUCGGCCAACACCGAUGUCGAUGACGACUCGCGUUCGCAGGCUUUGUCUUUCCUCAUGCAGGCUGUCCGAUACCGCAAGCUCAAGGUCCAAGGUCUGCGCAUUGGUGAGCAGCUCACCACCACUUCUCUCCAGAUCGUCACCGAGCUUGGUGAGCUUUCCGCCGAGGACGAGGACAUCACUCCUGCUCGCUCUGCUCUUGGUCUUCUCGACAUCCUUUCCGAGAACCUUCCUCCUAGCCAAGUCGCCGUUCCUCUCCUCCGCGCCAUUGGUCCCUUUGUCCAGAACCCCAACCCCGACUACCGUCGCGCCGGUAUUCUCGCGCUCGGUAUGUGUGUUGAGGGCGCUCCCGACUUCAUCAGCACUCAGCUUGGCGAGAUUCUUCCUAUGGUUCUUCACUUGCUCGAGGAUCCCGAGGUUCGUGUCCGUUCGGCUGCCCUGAACGGUGUCGCUAGACUUGCCGAUGAUCUUGCCGAGGAGAUGGGCAAGGAGCAUGCUCGUUUGAUCCCAGCUCUCGUCAAGAACUUCGACCUCGCUAUGCAACAGCUCACUGGUCCUGCUGGUGACGAGAACCUGGCCAUCAUCAAGCAGAGCUGCAUGGCCAUUGACUCGAUGAUCGAGGGUCUUGACAAGGAGGAUGCCUCCAGAUACGUCGGUGAGCUCAUCCCCAGACUCAGCCCUCUGUUCCGUCACUCGGACAUCAAGGUCCAGAUCUCGGCUAUCGGUGCCACAGGUUCCAUCGCCUCCGCCAGUGAGGAAGCUUUCAUGCCUUAUUUCGAGAGCACCAUGCAGAUCCUCGGCCAGUUCGUUGGUCUCAAGGACUCUGAGGACGAGCUUGAGCUCCGUGGUGUCGUAUGCGACUCCCUGGGCAAGAUUGCCUCUGCUGUCGGCGCCGAUGCCUUCCAGCCUUACGUCACUCCUCUUAUGCAGGCAUCCGAGGAGGCCCUCCACCUCGAUCACCCUAGACUCCGCGAGACCAGCUACAUCCUCUGGAGCACCAUGUCCAAGGUCUACGAUGACAAGUUUGCUCCCUACCUGGAUGGUGUUGUCAAGGGCCUGAUUGAGUGCCUUCAGCAAGACGAGAGCGAGGAUGGUGUUACCCUUGGUGAGGAGGCUAGAGAGCUUCUUGGACAGGAAGUCACUAUCGCUGGAAAGAAGGUCAAGAUUGCCGACAUUGGCGCUGGUGACGACGACGACACAACCAUUGAUGUCGACGACGAGGAUGACGAGGACGACUGGGAUGACCUUGGUGCUGUCACUGCCGUCGCUAUGGAGAAGGAGAUCGCUGUCGAGGUUAUCGGCGACGUUCUCACACACACUCGUGGCCACUUCCUCCCUUACUUCCAGCAGUGCGUUGAGGCUGUCAUGUCUCUCGUCGACCACACCUUCGAGGGUGUACGCAGAUCCGCCAUUGGCACUCUCUGGAGAGGCUACGCCGCUCUCUGGGCCAUGGCCGAGAAUGGUGGCAUGGCCAAGUGGCAGUCUGGCCUUCCCCUCAAGGUCCAGGCCACUGAGGACCUGAUGAAGCUCGGCAGCUUGAUCAUGACUGCCACUCUUGCCCUUUGGCAGGACGAAGUUGACCGUGGUACCGUCACCGACAUUCACCGUAACCUCGCCGCUACCCUCAAGCUUUGUGGACCUGCCAUUCUGACUGCCAACAUUGGCGAGAACGCCUCUCCCCCAGUCCAGCAGAUUGUUGAGAUGAUUCUCCAGAUCUUGCAAAAGAAGCACAUCUGCCAACAAGACCUCGACGGUGAGGAUGAGUUCGACCAGGAGUUGGAGUCAUCUGAAUACGACUGGCUGGUCAUCGAGACCGCCAUGGAGGUCAUCACCUGCCUUGCUGCCGCUCUUGGCGAAUCAUUCGGCGAGCUCUGGCAAAUCUUCGAGAAGCCCAUUGUCAAGUUUGUCAGUGGCCAGGAGAAGUACGAGCGCAGCGCUGCUGUCGGUACCAUCGCUGAGGCCAUCGGCAACAUGGGUGCUUCUGUUACCCCCUAUACCACCGGUCUUAUGAAGGUCCUUCUCAAGCGUCUCGGAGACGAGGACCCGGAGGUUCGUAGUAACGCCGCCUAUGGAACUGGUCUCCUUUGCGAGAAGAGUACCAACGAGAACGAGAUCACUGGCCAGUACAACACCAUUCUCGCCAAGCUCGAGCCUCUCUUGCACCAGCAGCAGGAGGCCCGCCUUCUCGACAACUCUGCUGGUUGUGUUGCUCGUAUGAUCAGAAGACACCCCAACAACGUUCCUCUCAACGAUGUUCUCCCUGUCCUGAUCCAGCUCCUUCCCCUCAGAGAGGACUACGAGGAGAACGAGGCCGUCUUUGAGAUGAUCGUCGCUCUCUACCAACAACAGAACCCUGCCAUCCAGGGCCUCACUGGGUCCAUCCUGCCCGUUCUGCAGAAAGUGCUGAGCCCCCCUGAGGAGCAGCUCAGCGACGAGACUCGCCAAAAGGUCAUGCAGUUGGCACAGUACCUCCAGUCGCAAUAG
Messenger RNA from Aureobasidium subglaciale EXF-2481, 3261 nucleotides. RefSeq lists its product as uncharacterized. Gene Ontology annotation, cellular component: cytoplasm; nucleus. Gene Ontology annotation, biological process: protein import into nucleus. Lineage: Eukaryota; Fungi; Ascomycota; Dothideomycetes; Dothideales; Saccotheciaceae. Gene Ontology annotation, molecular function: nuclear import signal receptor activity; small GTPase binding. The transcript has 3 exons. Bases 1 to 3261 code for a protein of 1086 amino acids. The record is from RefSeq and is a predicted model, not a curated record.